AUGAGUAGAAUUAGAUGCAUGGAAUGCGGUUCAAUUUAUAAAACCGCCCAAGCCUAUGAAAAGCAUAUAGCUACAACCAAACACAAGAAAAUAGAAGAACUCACAUGGUAUGCUAGUAGAAUAGGAAAGAAUGAAGGUAUAUUUGUGCAGACAAUUAUUGAAGAGUUUGGAUGGGAGCCUUUUUAUUUAGUUGAAGAGAAUGAAGUGGAAAGCAUCCUGCACAUAUACAAAGGAGACUCUGAGAACAUUUCAUUGCUUAUAGAUAAAAGAGAAAUCGAUAUGGAAAAAACCUUUGAUUAUUUUGAUGCAACAUUGUCCAUUUAUACUGUUAGUUUAGUAUUUAGAUCAACCCGAAAUUAA
This is a messenger RNA of Nematocida parisii ERTm1, 360 nucleotides long. RefSeq lists its product as uncharacterized. The record is from RefSeq and is a predicted model, not a curated record. Bases 1 to 360 code for a protein of 119 amino acids. The transcript has a single exon. NCBI's taxonomy places the organism in Eukaryota, Fungi, Microsporidia.